AUGGGCGAGCCGGCAAAAUCACCCACUCCACAGCCAGCGAGUAGUGGAAAUAAGCUUGAUAGCUUGUCGAAAGAAGAUUUAAUCAAAUUUGCGAAAAAGCAAGUGAUAAAUGUGACGGAGUUGAAGAAAAAUCAAGAAGCACUUGUUAAAAAACUGAAGUCGAGAAAUGAAGAAUUUGAAGAAUUAAAAAAGGAAGCGGAAAACUUGAAAUUCGUAAACGAAAAGCUGGCAUUAAAGCAUGCAGAAAAUGUUGAAAAUAAUCCAACAGAAUGCACCGAAUGUAUAAAAGAGAGUGAAAGGCUCAUAGAAUUGGAAAAACAAAUGGAAGAAUUGAAGGAAAAAGCGACGAAAUCAGAUAUGCUCUCGCUCGAGCUGCGAGAUUUAGAAACACAAGUUGACACGCUAACCAGAGGACUUCGCGAGAAAACUGAAGCAUUAGUUAAAGCUCACGAUGUGAUUUCGGAAAACGAUGCGAAAAUUAUUGAAUUGCGAAACGAUUCAUCUUCAAAAACUUCACAGUUGGAAAAUUUGGUUGCUGAAAAUAAAACAAUUGGCGAGAAAUUAAAAGUCGAAAUUCAUAAAACAAUCUCACUCGAGAAACAAUUGAAAGAAGCAGAAUCGAAGAUGGCCGAUUCGAAAGAAAAAGAAGGUUGUGAGAAGCUUGGACUGGCCAGACAAAUGGCGGAAUGCGAAAAUCGCUCGAGAUUGUUAGAAGAGGCCGUUGAUGUUUUACGCAGCGAAAAUAUCAAGUUGAAGCAAGAAGCUGAAGAAGCUUCAUCAAGUUUACAUCAAUUGCAAAAGGAAUAUGCGGAAUUUAAGAAUAAGGCCCGUUUUGUUCUGGAAAAAAAGGUAAAAGAAGAAGACGAUGACAAGGAAGCGAUGGAGCAAAUCGAGAAGGCAAAUCAAACGAUUUGUCAACUUGAAUCCUCGCUGGAAGAAUUGAAAGAACGACACAUUAAAAUUCUUGACGAGCUCUCAAUCGCCAAUGAUAAUCAUGCUCGCGUGCAAAAAGAGCUUCAAGCGAUCAAAAUAGCAAAUGCCGAAACCGAGAAAAAUCAUUUGAAAGCUUUGGACGACGUAAGAAUGAGCAAUUCGGUGGUAGUGAAACGGCUCGAAGAUGACCUUCUCAUGGUGAAAUCUUCUCGCAACAUCGCCGAGAAGAAGUGCAAAGAAUUGGAAAUCGGGAAGGAGAAGCUCGAUCAUUUACUAGUCGUUGAACGCCAAAAAUCCGAGUUCGAGAACCAAUCAUUGAAAAGAAAACUCGAGACAGCCAGCAGCGAGCUCGAACGACUUCAGAAAGAGCUCGUUGAUCUUCGCGCCGAGACUGAAGCUCGCGCCAGCAUCACCCCGCAGCAUAAGGCAAUCGCCGCUGUUAUUCCGCAACAAGCUGCCACCGUUGAGGCUCAUCGAAUACUCGCACCGGCGAUGUCCGACUCGAUAUCUUGUCACGACGAAAUGACGCAGCCGGAUCGAUCACUUGAAGACAUUUUAUACGGAGAAAUCGAGGACCCAUACAAAUACGGUACACUAGAAUCCGACAAGGAUCGAAUUGAAGCGCUGAAGACGGAGCUCGAGAAUCUACGUCUAUCCAAUUCGCACAUCAGCGAACUUCUAAGCGAAGCCGAAUCGGCAAACGGGCGACUAGUAAGUCAAAAUACACUGCUCAAAGAGGAAAUUCGAAGGCUCGAGCGAAAAGAAGGACGAGAAGAAGAGCUAUCAAACGAGAAGAACAUGGAGUACUUGAAGAAUUGCAUAAUUCAGUUCAUGAAACAUCAGUGUGGUCAAGCUGAGCGAGCGCAGCUAAUAAUUGUGCUCCAAAGGGUGUUACACCUUUCGCCACAAGAGGUCGAUGUUUUGAAAAAAGCCGCUGAUCACAUAAACUCGGCGACAACAACUGGAUGGUCGUCCUACUUAACCGGAUGGUCCUCAUAG
Molecule: messenger RNA, 1932 nt
Organism: Caenorhabditis bovis
Lineage: Eukaryota; Metazoa; Nematoda; Chromadorea; Rhabditida; Rhabditidae
Source: the annotation of a GenBank genome assembly